CCCAGUUUCAGUGAACACGUACAGACGAGGAUUUGGACGCUCUGUGGAAAAUUGUUCAAAAUCAUUAUUCUUUCCAUUAUUGCGGGCAAGUUUUCGUCAAAAUAUGCAGUAAAGGUCUUCUACAACUGGCAGAUUGAAAAAUUACGGGGCAUUUUACGGUAAUUUUACCAAAAAGACAACGACAAUGCAGGGAAGACCGGACAACUGUGCAGCCGGGCCGAGUUUUACGUGGUGUGACGUAGAUUCAAGCUCAGAAGAGGAGCAAGUAAGCCUGCAAUUACUGGUUUUGACACAACAAGCGGCAAGGAGGGGGCAAGGAAUAUGCAUUGAGCAUUUUGAAGGAGACUCCCAGCUAAAAAGAAUAUUCAGCACCACUACAUCCCAGCCUUACAGUUGGUCCAACGUGUGCACAGCUACAAUGUAUCUCAUUGGCUGCAAACAGCAAGAACACUACCGAUGUGGCAUGGCAUUUGGAGGCAGAAUAUUGCGCUGCGUUUUGCAUAUCCUUUCAAGUUGACACUUGUUAAUGCAUCACUGGCAUGUUGUAUCCACAGUUUAUCCUUUCAUCACAAUUGUAAGCCUCUUAUUUGGAACACAAGUAAGGCCUAGGAAAAAUGUUGUGUUUCCUGUUGUUUCAGUCCAGAAAAAAAUAGGGUCAGUAGGUAGGUAGUAAAGUAGGUAGUUAUCUUUUUUUAGACUUUGGCAAUCUCUACAUAAGUGAUCCAAUUAAUACCAAGGAGAAUAGAAUAUACCAGUUGGGUACCAUUAUCAUUGCUUCAUAACUUUAUUGCAUGCAAAAGUGUCCUGUUGACUGCCAUUUGUGUCACAUAAUUAUUUUUGCAACCUAAACCUCAUAUUAGCUUUCAACAGUCACUGCUGCUGA
Messenger RNA from Branchiostoma belcheri (Belcher's lancelet), 883 nucleotides. RefSeq lists its product as uncharacterized. The record is from RefSeq and is a predicted model, not a curated record. Lineage: Eukaryota; Metazoa; Chordata; Leptocardii; Amphioxiformes; Branchiostomatidae. Bases 185 to 517 code for a protein of 110 amino acids. The transcript has 4 exons.